Messenger RNA from Jaculus jaculus (lesser Egyptian jerboa), 826 nucleotides. It is a transcript of the gene C1H9orf85, whose product is annotated as chromosome 1 C9orf85 homolog. Bases 84 to 293 code for a protein of 69 amino acids. The record is from RefSeq and is a predicted model, not a curated record. The transcript has 3 exons. NCBI's taxonomy places the organism in Eukaryota, Metazoa, Chordata, Mammalia, Rodentia, Dipodidae.
GCCGCCCUCCUCCUCGUGCUUGAAGCGCCUUGCUCCUUGCUCCUCCGUGCACUUCUUUCUCUGCCUAGACGCUGGUCACGGCUAUGAGUUCCCAGAAAGGCAACGUGGCUCGUUCCAGACCUCAGAAGUACCAGAAUACAUUUUCCUUCAAAAAUGACAAGUUUGAUAAGAGUGUUCAGACCAAGAAAAUUAACGCAAAAUUUCAUGAUGGAGUAUGUCAGCGGUGCAAAGAAGUUCUUGAAUGGCGUGUAAAAUACAGCAAAUACAAACCAUUGUCAAAACCUAAAAAAUGAUACAUUUAUUUAAAAAGAAAAGCAUAGAGUGGCUCCCAGCUGCAGAUGACUUCCAUAAACAAAAUUGGUGACAUUAUAAAAAUGAAUGAAUCAUCAAGCUUUUCCUGAAGAGAGAGCAAGGACCUGUGGAGUGAAUAAUACAGUACUGAGGAGUCACUGUGAGAGAUCAGGAAGACAAGACGUGGACUUAGUUGGAUUUGCAUUUGAAUCUCAACUCCCUGUGCUUUACUUCUUUGUCUAGAGCAAACAUCUAAUCCUUCUGGGCCCUAGAAUUUAGAAACAAUAAUUAAAAACAAAAAACAGCUAAUUUUUGGCCUUCUUGAAAAAACACUGCUUAAUAAAAGGAACAGAAUCAUUAAACUAUUCAUAUUUUCAGGUACCUUGAAAAAAGUAUCAACAACUAAGUUUUAAGUUCAAAAGAAGGUAUCAAGAUUCCUUGCUCCUGCUUAAGGAAUUAUAAAUUGUGGCAUAAAAUCCCUUUUCCUUAUCUCUUCCUACUUAAUUACAUUGAAUAAAUUCUUGUUCAUUUAAAA